GCGACUCGACCGGCCCAGCUCUCGCGGACAAGUCCCGACAUCACGCGCCCCCCCCCCCCAACCUCGGGGACCGCCUCCUCCUCACUCUCGGCGUCGUCGAAGAUAAACAAUAGUUAGCCGGCGAGCGGCGAGUGUGUCUCCCGCCUCGGAAUUCGGCGGGCUGCGUGGGAACGGCGGGAUCCCGGGCAGCCGGCCAUGGCGGGGCUGUAUUCGCUGGGAGUGAGCGUCUUCUCUGACCAGGGCGGGAGGAAGUACAUGGAGGACGUAACUCAGAUUGUGGUGGAGCCCGAGCCGGCUGCGGAGGACAAGCCGGCGCCGGUACCGCGGCGGGCGCUCGGGCUGCCGGCGAUCCCUGCUCUCGCCGGCGUCGGGCCAUUGGGAAAAGGCCCGGCGGCGGCCCGCGACCCUGCCCCGGACGCGGCGGCCUCGCUACCCACUGGCCGCUGCUGUCGCCGCCGCUCCUCGGUGGCCUUCUUUGCAGUGUGCGACGGGCACGGCGGGCGGGAGGCGGCACAGUUUGCCCGGGAGCACUUGUGGGGUUUCAUCAAGAAGCAGAAAGGCUUCACCUCGUCCGAGCCCGCCAAGGUGUGCGCUGCUAUCCGCAAAGGUUUCCUCGCCUGUCACCUCGCCAUGUGGAAGAAACUGGCAGAAUGGCCAAAGACUAUGACAGGCCUUCCCAGCACGUCCGGGACAACUGCUAGUGUGGUUAUCAUACGGGGCAUGAAGAUGUAUGUAGCUCAUGUAGGUGACUCUGGGGUGGUCCUUGGCAUUCAGGAUGACCCAAAGGAUGAUUUUGUGAGAGCUGUGGAGGUGACACAAGAUCACAAGCCAGAACUUCCCAAGGAAAGAGAAAGAAUCGAAGGACUUGGCGGGAGUGUGAUGAACAAGUCUGGAGUGAAUCGUGUAGUUUGGAAAAGACCCCGGCUCACUCACAGUGGACCUGUUAGAAGGAGUACAGUCAUUGACCAGAUUCCUUUUCUGGCUGUAGCAAGAGCGCUUGGUGACUUGUGGAGCUAUGACUUCUUCAGUGGUAAAUUUGUGGUGUCACCUGAACCAGACACUAGUGUCCAUACUCUUGACCCCCGGAAGCACAAGUAUAUUAUCCUGGGAAGUGAUGGACUUUGGAAUAUGGUUCCACCUCAAGAUGCCAUCUCCAUGUGCCAAGACCAAGAGGAGAAAAAAUACUUGAUGGGUGAGCAAGGACAGUCCUGUGCCAAAAUGCUUGUGAAUCGAGCACUUGGACGCUGGAGGCAGCGUAUGCUUCGGGCAGAUAACACAAGUGCCAUCGUAAUCUGCAUCUCUCCAGAAGUAGACAAUCAAGGGAACUUCGCCAAUGAAGAUGAGCUCUUUCUGAACCUGACUGAUAGCCCUACUUACAACAGCCAAGAGACUUGUGUGAUGACUCCUUCUCCAAGUUCUACACCACCAGUCAAGUCACUGGAAGAAGACCCAUGGCCAAGGCUGAACUCUAAGGACCAUAUACCUGCCCUUGUUCGCAGUAAUGCCUUCUCAGAGAAGGUUUUAGAGGUCCCAGCUGAGAUAGCUCGAGGGAGUAUCCAGACUGUAGUGAUGACCUCAAAAGACUCAGAGACAUUUGAAGAAAAUUGCCCCAAAGCCCUGACUUUAAGGAUUCAUGAUUCUUUGAAUAAUACCUUGUCAGUUGGCCUCAUGCCAACCAAUUCAACAAGUACUAUCAUGGACCAAAAAAAUUUAAAGAUGUCAACUCCAGGUCAAAUGAAAGCUCAAGAAGUUGAAAGAACCCCACCAGCCAAUUUUAAAAGGACAUUAGAAGAAUCCAACUCUGGCCCCCUUAUGAAGAAGCACCGACGAAAUGGCUUAAGUCGAAGUGGCGGGGCCCAGGCCUCGAGUCUCCCUACAUCAUCCCAGCGCAGGCACGCUGUCAAACUGACCCUGAGGCGCAGACUCAGGGGCCAGAAGAAGAUGGGAAAUCCUCUUCUACACCAGCACCGGAAAACAGUGUGUGUGUGCUGAGACGGGCCUGGGAAGUGGGGUCUCCCUCCCUACGACUCGAGGGCUUUUUAAACUUGGUGCCGAAGUUGAACUUUUUUAAGGGGACAAAAUAAAGAGUAUACAGUUUGA
Apodemus sylvaticus (European woodmouse) is the source of this 2100-nucleotide messenger RNA. RefSeq names its product protein phosphatase, Mg2+/Mn2+ dependent 1D (gene Ppm1d). Bases 196 to 1992 code for a protein of 598 amino acids. The record is from RefSeq and is a predicted model, not a curated record. Gene Ontology annotation, biological process: protein dephosphorylation. Gene Ontology annotation, molecular function: mitogen-activated protein kinase binding; protein serine/threonine phosphatase activity; cation binding. The transcript is spliced from 6 exons. Gene Ontology annotation, cellular component: cytosol; nucleus. NCBI's taxonomy places the organism in Eukaryota, Metazoa, Chordata, Mammalia, Rodentia, Muridae.